Messenger RNA from Electrophorus electricus (electric eel), 2184 nucleotides. Lineage: Eukaryota; Metazoa; Chordata; Actinopteri; Gymnotiformes; Gymnotidae. The record is from RefSeq and is a predicted model, not a curated record.
UUCUCCAGCAGACCGGGUUUUUUUAAACUUUCAUCGACAAACACGAACAUUCUGUGGCUUUUGAAAGAGUUCUAUAGCUGAUUAUUUCCUUAAAAUUUUAACUUAAACCUGUUCACCUAAGAAUUUGGAUAACGGUUAAAAAUGUCUGGAAAAAAUAAGAGUCGGAGUACGACAAAUGCAAACGCGGUAUCUGGCAGCAUAUCUUGUGAUGAGCGCAUUUUACGGGAUUGCCAUGAGAUGUACACAGAUACGAGCAGUGGCUCUGUAGGGCUGAUCACAAUAGCCGAGUCCGUCGGAGUGACACUACUGCCACCCCGGAAAAAGAUUACUGUCAUGCUGAUGGGAAACCACUCGGCUGGAAAGAGCUCCUUUAUCAACUGGUAUGUGGAAGAGCACAUCCAAAAGACUGGAGUUGCCAUAGAGACACAGGGCUUUACUUUUGUUACGAGUGGACGCAAGAGAGAGUCACUUACGGGUAAUGCAACCCUCCACCUGUAUCCCCAUUUUAAGCCACUUCAGGAAUUUAAAGGUGUGUCUGAGUAUCUUGGCACCGAGAUUUGCACUUCUCGACAGAAACGUUUCAGCUUGGUGACAUUUGUGGACACGCCAGGACUGGUGGACGGAGACAUGAAGUACCCCUUUGAUGUGGAUGAUGCCAUCCUUUGGCUAGGAAAACUCUGUGAUUUGGUUCUCGUCUUCUUUGACCCUAUGGGUCAAGCUCUGUGUAAACGCACCCUCAACAUCGUGGAGAAGCUUAACGAGACUCAGGGUGAUCGCCUGCGUUUCUACCUCAGCAAAGCCGAUGAGGCCGGCGGAGAGUCUGAUAGACAGCGUGUAAUGAUGCAGAUCGUCCAGGAGUUGUGUAAACGUCCAGGGCUUAACAAGUGCGGUUUUGACAUGCCAACCAUCUACGUCCCCAAUACCAAUAAGCCCAGUCGAUGUGUCAAUCAGAUAGAGGAAGUGUGUCGCACCAUAGAGAAGACCAUCAACCAGACGGUGCAGCACACGCUCAAUGCCCUAGAGAAAGACUGUGAGGUCAUCUCUGAUGCAAUCACUGACACUCUCAGUAGGGACCGCCGGUGCAGCGUGGAGAACCGACGAGCCCGCUGUAAGGGCUGUGCUCUGGGGCUGCUCGGAUUUGCCACGCCCCUCCUGCUGCUCUUUACCCUGGUUCUUGGGAGCGUCUCCAGGGAGAUGCUUGACCUGGUGCUGGGUGCAAAUGGCACAGAAACACUUGCGCUGUACCUGUCUCCAGUAGUGAAUGCGUUCCAGUCCAUGUCCGGGGAAGUGCAGCUCUAUAUUUUUGGUGGACUUGCGCUGUUCUCCUUCAUCCUUAUCAUCCUCGCACGCUUCUCUUCCCGCACUCAGUAUACCCUUUCAGGGAAACAAAAGAGGCAGCUGCAGGAAAAACUGGAGUAUGUACAGGAAGUGGUGAAGACCCAAAAGAAGAAGCUCUAUGAGGAGUACCUCCGGCAGAGUGUUGGCGAUCAGGAUAUGAACUAGGAGCAGAUUUGGAUGGAAUGCCUGAUGGAUGGUGUGAACAGAAGGAACAUGAAGGAAAUGACCACAGCACCGCUAAACUUUCCUGCACUUCAGAAGACCACUAAUAACGCAGACUGUAGCUUGUCAGGGCUGACGCCCAGAUGCCAUAACAUACCAGCUCAUUUCACCUAUUAGGGGAAGAAAUUACCGUAGCUAGUUUUUGUAUGUGGUGUUUUUCUUCCUCAGUAAUGCCAGCACAUGUUAAGGCUGUUAUUACUGUAUGCACUUAACCCAUCCCAACCAAGACAUGCACUGUAGAAGCUCCUAGAGACUGUGUACUGGUAUGUGUACUGUCUGCUCCACGUUUGCUGCCAGAUGUGCUGUAAAGUUGUAAAAAAAAAAAAGAGACCCCAUGAUGUUUUUGGACCACAAGUUCUGUAUGGUCAUGUUUUGAGCAUUAAUACAGAUAAUUUCAAGGUUAUUUCUACAGUGUGCUGAAACGUGUAUGUGUGCCUCAAGUAUGUUUUAACACAAGGAAAUAUGUUUCCUGUAUGACUUCCAAGUCACUUCUGAUGCCCAGAGCUUUGCAGAGAUGUCAUCUGGUUUUACUGAGCGUAACCUUUUUGUAUGCAGUUGUUUCACUUUUAGUCGUCUCAUUGUAGUUAACAUAAAUUGUAAUAAAUUAACAAGUCUUGCAUCGUU